GUUCCGAUGCGCUGAAUGUCCGCAAGGAUGAAGACGAAGCGCCGAGGUAAGACUCAUUUGCAGAUACAUUUCCCGGCAACUCCAUUUUGUUCAUUUCAUGAUUGUCGCAUUCACUACAUAUGUUUAAUUCAAAAUGGUUCAUGAUUAGUAUUAUGCGGGAUUAUGACUGUGGCACGACGGUGACCCGACCAACACGAGAGAUGAUCUGACUGGUACCUGACAUGUGACCCGUUCUCCGCGGUGGUUCUAGAUCUUGCGCACGUGGAUCUAUGUACCAUCCCAAGGAGUGUUCUGGGCUCGUACCUGUAUUUAGAAGGGAUGUAUGUAUCUUUGUGCAUAAUUCGAAUUAAACAUGGCUGCAUGCGGUUAUCAUGCCAUUACCUUGCUUGUGUGUAUGUGUGUAUCAGUCAACGCCUCUUGUCUUAACCGCAGAAUUGAGUCUCUUCGGAAAGUCUUGCCAAGAAUGGAAAUAUGCGGAGAAAAAUCUGGUCUCGAUCCGCUGAGAAAAUGUGGCUUGUUAAGCAGUAUGAAGCAUCUAGAAGUGGCAGUGCACCUGGACGGGUCGGUCUUCGCGAAUUGGAAGAGACCCUGACGGAUAUACAUCGGAAACCGAGGAAAGGAAAGGUACGUAUUCGAAGGAUACUUACAUCCUGAC
Messenger RNA from Hypoxylon trugodes, 655 nucleotides. RefSeq lists its product as uncharacterized. Bases 353 to 592 code for a protein of 79 amino acids. The transcript has a single exon. The record is from RefSeq and is a predicted model, not a curated record. NCBI's taxonomy places the organism in Eukaryota, Fungi, Ascomycota, Sordariomycetes, Xylariales, Hypoxylaceae.